Messenger RNA from Vicia villosa (hairy vetch), 846 nucleotides. Its product is annotated as putative F-box/LRR-repeat protein 9. The transcript is spliced from 2 exons. Gene Ontology annotation, molecular function: protein binding. The coding region runs from base 1 to 846 and encodes 281 amino acids. The record is from RefSeq and is a predicted model, not a curated record. Lineage: Eukaryota; Viridiplantae; Streptophyta; Magnoliopsida; Fabales; Fabaceae.
AUGUCGUCCCAUGUGAAGAAAGCUAAAGGUAAGAGAAUAAAAAAACCAAACUGGCUUGAACUUCCAAUAGACCUGACAAAGAACAUUCUUCAAAGACUUGAUACAGUUGAAAUUGUGACAAGUGCACGUAAUGUUUGUCCUCUAUGGUGGAACAUUUGCAAGGACCCUCUAAUGUGGCGUACCAUUGAUAUGAGUAGUUUCCACAUUAUUCGAUUUAAUCGUAGCUGCUUGGAUCAAAUUUGUCGCUGUGCUAUUGAUUUAAGUUCCAGUCAUCUUGAAGGCAUUGCUAUUUCGGCAUUUGGGACCGAUGACCUCCUCGAAUAUAUGGCUCAUAGGGCAAGUUAUCUACGGCGUUUACAAAUUUCAAACUGUAAUGGCAUUUCAAAUAUGGGAUUGGAGGAAUUCGUAAAGAAGUUUUCACUAUUAGAGGAGCUAGACAUUUCAUUAGACAAAUAUUUAUCUAAGAGAUCUCUUGAAGCUAUUGGUCGAUGUUGCCCUUCUUUGAAGUCACUAAAACUCAACAUACAUUGUUACUUUGAAGUCGAGUUUGCUGAUCAGGUGUUUGCUAUUGCAAAGACAAUGCCCGGGUUACGCCAUCUGGCAUUUUCUGGAAUUUGUAUUGGUAAUAAUGAGCUGGUAGCCAUUCUUGAUGGUUGUCCUCUUCUUGAUUCUCUUCAUCUACAAAAUUGUGUUCAUUAUCGUUUCAGUCAAAGUUUAGACAACAGACUCCAUCAGCAAAUCAAAGAUUUACAACUUCCAUAUUUAUUAUACGAUGAUGAUGAUAAUGGUUUAGCUUAUGUAGACACUUUUGAAGAUACAUAUGCUAAUGAUGACUGGGAGUAUUAG